This is a messenger RNA of Vigna radiata var. radiata (mung bean), 1622 nucleotides long. RefSeq names its product clathrin interactor 1. The transcript is spliced from 4 exons. Gene Ontology annotation, biological process: endocytosis. Gene Ontology annotation, molecular function: clathrin binding; phospholipid binding. The record is from RefSeq and is a predicted model, not a curated record. Lineage: Eukaryota; Viridiplantae; Streptophyta; Magnoliopsida; Fabales; Fabaceae. Gene Ontology annotation, cellular component: endosome; plasma membrane; clathrin vesicle coat. The coding region runs from base 234 to 1280 and encodes 348 amino acids.
CAUAAGUUCAUGUUCCUUUCAUUUAAACUAAUACAUUAUAUACGUGUCAGUGUGGUAGAAGUUUGUAUAUACGUAGUCAACCAUAGAUUGAGGAAUUGAGAUCAAUAAACAGUAUUUUAUAAGUUUACUGAGUCAAAAAUCUCGUUGGUCAUGAAUGAGUAGUUCAAGGCACUCUGUAAACGACAUGAACUUUAAGACAAAGACGCUUCAGAAAAACUUGCCUUUGAAUAAUCAUGCUUACACUGUUCCUCUUUCUUUUUCCUACUCACAAGUUGUGUUUAUUCAUUUAUUCUACCGCUCAUUACAUAUGCAACUCCACUUUAGACAACUUUAUAAGAAAUACUAGUGCUUUUGGUAAUGGAGCAGUUGCAUAUAUUGCGUAUGUACAAACGGAAAGCAUAGAUUAUAUAAUAAAACCAGUUCUCAAAAACUUCGUCACCAUUAUCUUCAAAAUCCUUCCAGAGAAAACUGCAACUAUGAGUUCUCCUCUCAUCCAUGAAAUCAAAGGCCAAGCAUUUCGGUUCUUGAAGGAAAAGAUUAGAACUGCAAGGCUGGUUCUCACUGAUGUUACACCAGUACAGUUAAUGACAGAAGAAGCCACCAAUGAGAAUCCAUGGCCACCAGACACACGUAGCACGAGUGUAAUAUCACGAGCUGCCUUCGAAGUGGAUGAAUAUGAGAGAAUCGUGGAGAUUCUGCAUCACAGGUUCUCGAAAUUUGAUAAAGGGUAUUGGAGAGCCUCAUACAAGGCUCUUAUAUUACUGGAACAUCUUCUAACUCAUGGACCUAAAAGAGUUUCAGAGGAGUUUCAAAGUGACAUUGAUGUCAUUGAAGAGAUUGGACAACUUCAGCACAUUGAUGAGAAAGGGUUCAACUGGGGUUUGAGUGUUAGAAAAUUAUCAGAAAGAGUGUUGAAGCUCUUAAGAAACAAGGAUUUUUUCAAAGAAGAAAGAGCAACAGCACGUCACCUUUCUCAUGCAAUCAAAGGGUUUGGAAGUUUUAACCCGCGAAGCUCAGCAAUGGAUGAAAGGUUAAGUGACUUACCUUCUAAGAUUUAUGGGAGAUGUAACUCUUACUAUGAUGAUCGCCAAUAUGAAAAAUAUGAUUUCACAAAGAAGCUCAGUGUGGAUGGCAAUAAUAAAGAGCUACAAAUUCUUGAAGACACGGACAAUUCAAAGCUGCUAAAACAUGAAAAUGAUUCAAGUUCAGCAGACACAGAUGAAUAUCAUCCUUUCAAUGAUCAAGAGAAAGUGACUGUAGCAUCCUUGCUUUCUGUGUGAUGAUAUGUUACAAGAAUUUACUUAAGAUAUAUGUAUAGUUCUUGAACUAAUCAUAAGUUUGGACAAUGUAGAAUCAAGGAAGGUGGUAUAAAUAUGUACAGUUUGUGAUUCUUGAACAGAUUGCAAAUAGUUAGAGAGAAACUAUGGUCACUAUUUACGUAACGAUGAAAUCAGAAAUAUGGUUACUGAUGAGGGAACACAGAUUAUUAAGUAAUUUGUCUAUCUGUUUUCUGUAGGAUGGAAUCUAUUACACAGUUCUGAUAUUUAUGAACACGUGACAAGUUAAUUACAUUCAGUGCCUUUUGAACCAUACAAUGAUUUUCAGUAUUAACCAAAAUGCUA